AUGAGUCAGAUUUGUUCUUUGAAUGGAUUUAGGGGAGCCGAUGGCUCGUGUUCCUUAUCAGAUGGGGAUCAGAAAACCGUCCUUAUUCUUCAAGGGCCUUCAGCGAUUGGCCAUGACAACGAGAAGACCUAUCGACAUAUUGGCCACAUUAACCUUCAUUCCACUACCUUCCAACAGGAUGAACCCCGGAUUGGAGAUUUGUUGUUACUCAAAUUACUUGAAAACUGCAUCGACCGGAAGUUAUAUCCCCGAACUGAGAUCUUGAUUCAUUCCGAUGUGCAGGAUAUUUAUAAUAAUGGCAUUGACUGGAGAUCUUUUAACGGGGCCAGUCUUUGUUUAUUGGACGCUGCGAUUCGGAUGAAUUACUUCUUCGCCGCCGUCCUGGUUGCCAAUAUUUUUGAUGAAGAUGUCCGGAAGAUUGAAGUUGUGGUCAACCCCGAAUCACGACUGCUUCCCAAAGCCAAAAACAUGUUUCUCUUUGUUUUUAAGCCUUCUUUAAUUGAGCCGGAAUUGAUUGGAGAGUCAUCUUUUGGAGAUUUUAGCUUUGAUGAAUUGGAAAUAGCCCUCGAAUUGGGGAAGAAACAUUCCCUAAAGUCCCUUGAUUAUAUUCGACAUGAGAUAUCUCUGAAGUUGAACAAGAACCUUUAA
Bursaphelenchus xylophilus (pine wood nematode) is the source of this 648-nucleotide messenger RNA. Lineage: Eukaryota; Metazoa; Nematoda; Chromadorea; Rhabditida; Aphelenchoididae. The record is from the annotation of a GenBank genome assembly.